AUGGUGGCUUGUCAUCAUUCUAGUUUUUUAGAAAAUGGUAUUCAUUUGCAACCUGCAUUAUUUCUUAUAUUUAGCAAUCAACAAAUUUCUAAAUAUUUCUCAUCAUUGCCACCACGAACUGAUAAUCGAUUAGAAAGCUUCAGGGAAAACCAGCUUGAAGCAAUUAAUGAGACACUAAAUGGAAAUGAUAUUCUUGUUCCGAUGCCAACUGUGUGGCAUAGAGGCAUUAGGUAUUAUCAUUCAGAUUUAGGAAAGGCAGAUAGAAUAAUUGUACAAAACGAGUGGCAAUCUGGAAAGUUGCAGAUUGUUGUUGCAACUGCUGCCUUUGACAUGGGGAUUGACAAACCUAUGUACGGCUUGUGA
Messenger RNA from Entrophospora candida, 363 nucleotides. The record is from the annotation of a GenBank genome assembly. Lineage: Eukaryota; Fungi; Glomeromycota; Glomeromycetes; Entrophosporales; Entrophosporaceae.